This is a messenger RNA of Rhodamnia argentea, 2219 nucleotides long. RefSeq lists its product as uncharacterized. The coding region runs from base 78 to 2003 and encodes 641 amino acids. The transcript is spliced from 12 exons. NCBI's taxonomy places the organism in Eukaryota, Viridiplantae, Streptophyta, Magnoliopsida, Myrtales, Myrtaceae. The record is from RefSeq and is a predicted model, not a curated record.
AAGUUUUUACUCCCCCACAAUCGUAGCAAGGCCUCAGCUUUCGGUUUCGCGCCAAGACGAAAGCAGUUGCAGAGAAGAUGGGAGUGCUGUGCUUCGUGGCGGACUUGCCGACUCUGUCGCCGGAAUCGCUCCGCCGUUUGAAGCAGUGCUGGUUGCAGCUCGCCAAUUACUACGCGGUUGCUCCUCCCUCCUCCUCGUCGCCGCAAUCGCUCGCCCUCGGAGGUAGGAUCGCCUUGUGCUACGUCUCCUUCGAUCGGAUCGCCGCUUCUCCCCAUCUGAAGGUCGCUUAUAGCCCCGGGGAGAAUUUCGACCUCUGCGAGUUCCAUCGUGCCGUCAGGAGCAUGCCUGCCAAUGGCUUUCUUCCCGAUUCCCCAACUCUCUCUCGCUGUGAUGCGAAGCUCCUAAGUCUCAUAUCUGAUGAAUUUAUCUACUCCUGGUCCAGCGAGGACAUAGCCAGAAAAAUAGUUGUUCUCACCUCUUCCUUACCUCCGGAGAUGGACGCCACGCUUCAUGACUCUCUGACGGAUGCGGCGGAUAAAUGUGUUUCUGUUGAGUUCUUGCUGUUUGAAACAAGGUCUAUCCAUCUUCAGCACAUGGAGGAAAAUAUGAGUAAAUUCGUCCGAUCCAUCUCUGAUCUGGAGAACUGCUCCGUCUCAGCUUGUCUCCCAGAUGCAAGAGUUUUGGAUGGUAUGACAAAAAGAUGGCUACAAUACAUAAGAGAUCAAGUGGAAGAGUCAACGCAAGCUCGUUUUAUUUUCAAUAAUGAUCUCGUAGGCUCUGUGAACCAGAUAUUCUGCAACAUGUAUAUCUCUAGCUAUCAAAUAGUUGAUGGCUUGAGUUCCUGUCAGACAGGCAACUGGCAUGAAAUCAUCAAAGAGGAACUACUGCAUAGUAAGAUAGGGAAUAAUCUCAAAGUUGGAGAGGGAAAAAUCCUCCUUAAUCAUUCUUCAUUGGACCCCAUGAAGAGUCAGCUAGUUUAUUCAACAAUCGAUUUCAAAGUCAUUGAGAGGACAAAUUUGAGUUCUCUCAGUGAAGGUGUCCUAAUUGGAACUCCCCAUGUGGCAAUUCCAUCUGGUCCAGAGAUUGGAGCAGCCUCAUCCGGAAUUAAUUUGGAGUUAAAUACUGAACUCUUUCAAGGGCUUUGCUGGGUUUUACAAUCACUGGACCAGGGCUUGGUAUGUUCUUCAAAUUAUAACAUGGAAACAGUGAAGACCUCCAUCUUCCCCUGUUAUUAUCUACUGCAGCCUUCAGAUUAUGGACCAAUGCUAUUAAGGCGGCUGGCUGGGUUGGAGGAAGUCUUGCCAUUGCCAGAUAUUAAUAGAUAUCUCAAUUGUUCUGUGUCAAAGGAAACAGGGGGUGCCAUUAGAGCCUCUAUUCUGAAGGUUGGGGUCUUUGGCUCUUUGCUCUUUUGGAUGGAAUUGAGAGACUACAAUCCAAUCCUGCAUGACCGAGGCUUCCAUCAAAGAAUGAAUUUGCUUGUCGAACAGAGAUCAGAAUUUGGAUCACUACCUCAAGAAUCAAAGGGGACUUCUUCUGAAUCUAAAUCAAGCCAACCAAAAAUGUCUGAUGCUGCUGUUCCUGCACUUGAAGAGCUAAUGCUGGCGGUUCCAGUAGUAGAAGGGAAACCUCCACAGUCACAAACCAAGUGCACAGCUGCAGAAGAAUGGGGUCAGCUGCUUGUCAAUGAGAUGCCCAACGUACUCACUCCUACUUGUAUCUCGAAACUCACUUCGGAGUCCACCCAAGUGAUAGACCUUUCUUCAGCAGAUGGCCUUGUGCACGAUGAGGCUAAAAUAUCAAGGAUAUUAGAGAGACUGGAGGCGCCAAGACAAUCAAACCCAAGAGCAGCUUCACCCAACAUUGCCGGCAAAGGCCAUAUUGAUCCAAGUUGUUCAGUCUUGACCACAAAGAAUUCUCCACGGCUCACUCAUGCUGCCAGGCAAGGUUACAUUGGGAACCAACUGAUAAAACCCAGCUUCAAUUCGAAAAGGAAACGUCAAUGAGGAAGAGGCCUUCUUUUCUAUAAGACCGGAUUCUUUGUUCUGAUGCUGUUGAGCUUGAUCGGAUUCUCGAUUUGGCAAUUCUGAUUUCCGAAUUCAUUUGCCGUAGGCAUACAUAUUGUAACCUGAACUUGGCCCGUGCAGCAACUGAGUUGACACUGCCUCCUACUCAUGUUAGUUGUUAGGCGGGAAUACAAUGAAAGUAGGAGUAGAAUGCAC